CGGGGCAGAGCCGCGCGAGCGGGCUGAGGCGCGCGCUGGCCGCCAGAGCUCCGGUCAUCACCGCCCGCUGCGCACGUGCGGCCGCUGCCGUGCCCGAGCUCACGCCCGCGGCCGCUUUGUUGCUUCUGAACCGCCGGCACCAUGCACACGCCAGGCUCCGCGGGCCCGGGCGACGCGCGUGCGGUUGACAUCAUGGACAUAUGUGAGUCAAUCCUGGAGAGGAAGCGGCAUGACAGUGAAAGGUCUACAUGCAGCAUCUUGGAGCAAACAGACAUCGAGGCAGUUGAGGCUCUGGUUUGCAUGAGCUCCUGGGGUCAAAGAUCCCAGAAAGGUGAUCUCUUAAAGAUAAGACCCCUCACACCUGUCUCUGACUCUGGGGAUGUCACCACUACCAUGCUUAUGGAUACAGCUGCAGCUGAGCUACCAAAGGACUUUCAUUCUUUAUCAACUCUGUGCAUAACUCCUCCUCAGAGCCCUGAUCUCAUGGAGCCAUCGACAGGGACACCUGUUCCUCCCCAAGUAACUGAUUCCAAAGCACACAGGGUCAUGGCCCUCCCGCUGUCUUCAUCGGUGGCAGCCAGAGCACUGAACAAGAGGACUGAGAGGGGCUUGCCAAGUUUGAAGCUCGAGCCCCAGGAACCAGCUCCUGUGCCCAGCUGCAGGGCCUUGGUAACAAGUGUGAUCCGCCACACGGCAGAGAAUCCUGUUCCUGCCUGCUUUCCUCCUGCUCAGAUGCAAGAACAGCGACUGUCCAAUAGCAGAGAAGGGGAAGCACAGUUUCUGGGACAUUUGGAAGCUUUGCAGGAUACACGCCUUGCAGACAGUUUGCUCAUUGCUAACACCGUUUCCUGUCAGCCUUGCUUGCACGGAUCUGGCGGCCUGCUCCCCACCGACAAAGGCCCACAGGCGGGGUGGCCUGCUGCAGUUCAGCCCUGCUCACCAAAGAAUUUUGAAAAUGACUUGCCAAGGAAAACCACCCCUCUGAUUUCUGUUCCUGUCACCAGUCCCCCUGUCCUGUGCCAAAUGAUCCCUACAACUGGACAGAGUAGCAUGAUCUCUGCAUUUUUGAGACCCCCUCCCCUAUUGUCUGUGGGGACUGUCAAACCCAUCCUGCCUCAGGCUGCACCUGUGCCCCAGCCUGUGUUCAUGGGCCCGCCCAUGCCUCAGGGAACUGUGAUGCUGGUGCUGCCACAGAGCACUCUAGCCCAGCCUGCUACCUGCCCAUCCAGUGUCAUGGCUGUUGGGAACACCAAGUUGUUGCCCCUUGCCCCUGCUCCACUGUUCAUUGCCUCCAGCCAAAACUGUGCCCCUCAGGUAGACUUCUCCCGGAGGAGAAACUAUGUUUGCAGCUUCCCAGGCUGCCGAAAGACCUACUUCAAGAGCUCCCAUCUCAAGGCCCAUCUUCGCACUCACACAGGGGAGAAGCCUUUCAACUGCAGCUGGGAUGGCUGUGAUAAAAAAUUUGCACGUUCAGAUGAACUGUCUCGCCACCGCAGAACUCACACAGGGGAGAAGAAGUUCGUGUGCCCUGUGUGUGACCGGCGUUUCAUGCGCAGUGACCACCUGACGAAGCAUGCCCGUCGCCACAUGACCACCAAGAAGAUCCCAGGCUGGCAGACAGAGGUUGGCAAGUUGAACAGAAUCGCCUCGGUGGAGUCUCCUGCCAGCCCCCAUGCUCCCCUGCCUGCCUCUUCCUGAGAGUGGGUGGGCGUCACUGUGAUUCCUUGGGAAUAGCUGAUGGCUUCCUCUAAAAACAAGGCUUCAGAGGCCCAGGAGCUGGUUCCGAUAGUGUGUUAACCCUUCUUUUCUGGUUGGGACCCUGUUCAGUAUCUUUUGUAGUUUGAAAAGUUUCUUUCCUUCUUUGUCUUUCUUUCUUUUUAAAGGAAAUAGAAGAAAAUUUGAUGAUCCAAAUCACCAGCAUUCAAACAUUUCGGCAAUAAAGUUUACAAAAUCUGGAUUUUUACAACCUUCCUAUUCAUAUUUUGUAGAAAUGAGACAGGGUACUAAUUUUAUACUGUUUUUUAUAAAAAUAUUUAUAUUGUUGGUGCUCCAAUCAUCAGUUUCUAGAUAGAUGAUUUUACCACCUUAUUUUCAGCUUUUAAUAGCGAAGUUUUAUAAUGACUCUGCUUUUGCUUUUAGUAAGCUUCGUACAUCAUUCAGAAAAAAAAAAUCGUAAAUUAUCAGGUCUUCUCAGUUUAAGAUUUUUUUAAAAAAAUAACAGGUUGAGUAAGGGCCUCUUAUUAAAAAGAAGGAAAGGAAAAUUUUGCAGUCAGCUUCAUAAUGUUUUUAAGAGAAAUUCCAGGCAACCAAUCCUGUAGCCCAUGUAACUAAAUUCUGGUUGGCUAGAGCUAGUCAUUUGUGUGUGUUGCGUGACCUGUAAAGGAUGCACUGGGGGUUUACUCAGGGCACUGCCAGCUCCUGGUGCUGGGGCUGCUGCAUGAUCUGAGCAUCUGUUUGCUGUUGCUAUCUGGGCCAUUGCUCUGCUGAACCAUUCUUGUUUGUACCUGAGGCCCCCAAAAGAAUGCUAGCCCUCGAACCUGGCUGCUUUGUUCAUUGUCAGUUGACCCCUUCUGAUGUGGCCUUAUCCAUACUGCAUUGUGAGUAGAAUGACUACUUAGAAAAAAGUUUGCAUGGAUCUUCCAAGUACAGUUCAUCUGAAGUGAGGUACAAGUGCAUACAGUUGGUGCCAAGGUUCAAGUCCCUUUGUUAAGGAUGAAAAACUAGGAAGUGUGUGUUACGCAUGACUGGCAAUGUAAUCCCACCUGACUGACCUUUCAUUCAUUUUGUUUGAAAGAUAUUGUUUUGAUCAGACAGUCUACCUUGCAAGUAAACCGUGGACACGGCACUGCUUUUUAGCCAUGUGAGCACAGAUAACACAGGAGAUUGGCUGCCUGGCGGAAUUGGUUUUGGAUAAAUGUUGGAAGUUCAGGCAACAGAAGAAAUGAAAAAACACAGAAUGUUGCACUAUAUUGGUAGCCUGGGAAUAUUUUUUGUGCGGAUUUGUUUUUGCCUUUUAGUUAUUGGCACUUAACCUUUAUUAAAAUGAUGGUAAGAUGACAUGUGGGGUAAGUAAAAUUAGGGUUCRUGUUCAGGUCUUUUUAGUCUAAUAUAACCCUCUCUUGAUCCUUCAUUGUAUGUUACUUGAUACCCAUUAAGUUGUCCUUUAGUAUCAACUGUUUUUCAUUACCGUAUGUAUGUGUGUGUCUUUAGGAGAUUUCCACAUUUUGGACAGUUCCACAGGUAUGGUAUGUUCUUGUUGUCAUGAGGCAUGAUAUGGUCGCAGGAGAGCGAUGGUUGUACAUAGUUUGUGUUUUCCCCACCACCCCAGUCCUCCCAUCCUCCUAAGUCACCAUAAACACUUUUGACUAUGUGUGUGUCGUAAAUGGCAUCAGGUUUGGACAGUUGUCUUAAUUAUGUCAUACCAGUGAUGUUUGUCCAAUGAUCUGGGGUAGUGGAAGGUCUUUGAAUAUUUGGUUGCUUGUGACAUUUCAUUCUCUGAACAGUAUUGUAGAUGUAUUGAAAUGGUAUUAAUUUAAAACUUCCACUUCCUGAUUAGAUUUAGAAAUACUUUCUGAAAAGUUGGGAAAAAGUUCCCGUCUGAAAAAUCCUCCUGAGAACCAAGCCCUUGUAGGCUGCAGCGGGUGAGUGAGGCAUCCCUGUGCUGACAGUGCGAGUGCUCGGGUGCCCGAGGCCACGCCGGCAAGGCAGGUUCCCCCUGUGCACUUUAUUGCCUGAGCAGAUUUGCUUGAUUUUUGACAUUGAGCCUUUUCAGUAGUUUCAGUAAAAUUUGUUUAAUAAUUAUGUUUUAUGUAACAGACUUUGAAUUCUUAUUUAAAUGAGAAUGUGUAAUGUAACUUUUUCCUUUGAAUCAUAUAAAACUUUCU
Messenger RNA from Urocitellus parryii (Arctic ground squirrel), 3884 nucleotides. It is a transcript of the gene Klf11, whose product is annotated as KLF transcription factor 11. Gene Ontology annotation, molecular function: DNA-binding transcription factor activity, RNA polymerase II-specific; RNA polymerase II cis-regulatory region sequence-specific DNA binding. Gene Ontology annotation, biological process: regulation of transcription by RNA polymerase II. The record is from RefSeq and is a predicted model, not a curated record. NCBI's taxonomy places the organism in Eukaryota, Metazoa, Chordata, Mammalia, Rodentia, Sciuridae.